ACAUCACAUGACCUUUUAUUUUGUUCCCGUGACCAAGAUAGAAAUUUCAAAAUAAUUACGCGCAAUGGCUAAAGUGGAAGUUGAUUUAGAUGUUCAGGAUAACUCUCUUGAUAACAGUAAUGAUAAAGAACAGUACCUAGGAAUCGUCGCCCCCUAUUCCAGUGCUGAUUGUGAAAGUUCUGGUUUAGAAACACAUACAUUUUAUGAUAACACCGAGGAGGAAGACAAUAAUUCCUCUUACAGCUAUAGAGACUUGUCAGCUGGUGGACUUACAUAUAAGUUGGUACAAAUGACUCCAGAAAAUUCUACUAUAACCAGCAUAUCACCAGAACCACCCUCACAUUUAGUACCAUCUGGAGAUUAUUAUGUGAUAAGUAAUGCUGCUGAUGUCUUUGGUGGAUCAGUAUCAAAGAAGGUUAUCAGACGACAACCUCUGAAAGCAAAAGCUGUGACAGCAAAAAAGCGCGAUGACAAAAGGCGAGCCACACACAAUGAAGUUGAAAGACGUCGAAGAGACAAAAUAAACAGUUGGAUAUCAAAAAUAGCAGGAAUGGUUCCAAAUUCAGGGCAUCCUGAUAGUGCUAGUAAAGGUGGAAUACUCGCAAAGGCGUGUGACUACAUUACCGAGCUGACUGAUAAGCAAAAAAAAUUAGAAAAACUUGAGAUGGACAAUGAUAAACUAGUGAUGGAAGUGUUAAGGCUAAACCAAGAGCUUGUUGAAUUACGCAAAGAGAAUUCCAUAAUGCGUACACAACUUAAUGAUAAUAAUAGUGUAGUGUCAAAUGCGCAAAACCAAAGGCCUAAGGGGCAGAAAUCAUAGGAUUAGUGUAUUGAAGACUUAUAGUGGUGCUGUCAGCAUUAGAUAAGAGGUGAUUAUUGGAUUUUAAGUGUUACCAAAUUCAAAUUAAUUAUGUGAGAAUUUGUUAUAAACAUUGAUGUUGAGUGAAUGUUUAUGUGGAUCAGAGGAUAUUAACAUUGCAAAGAUCUGUGCAAUUUUAUUCUAGAGCAAAAAACUGCAAAUCUGUCCUGCAGACUGGUACUUUUCCACUAAAAAUUCUGUAAGGGGCCAUCCAUAAAUAACGUCACACGAUGAAUUUUUGAUCCAUCCUAGUCACAGCUGGUCGCAUUUGUAAGACAUUUUGAAUUAUAUUUUUGAAGAACACAAUGUAUUAGAUGAUUUUGAUCAUAUUGAAAGAUUAUUGUACAUUCCUCGUUUAUUCCAAAUACAUACUUCGAGGAAUAUGAUAAAGCAUUUGAAUGGAUGUUUAAUUGUUUCUUUGGCAAAAAUAACAAUGUAAAUUACAUUGACAGAAGGAAAUUUGCUAAAUUAAAAAGGUGUUCACGCUAUGGACAUAACUUUGACGAAACAAGCAUUACAUUUUGCAGCAUUAUUUUGUUACCCUUCCACUUUUGGAUGUCAUUAGAUAAAUAGUAUAUUACGCACCUAGUGAGAAAAGUAGGUCAUUCUGACCCGCGGCAUAUUGACACCCGAACCGAAAGCGAGGGUGACAAUCUACUUAUCUCACCUGGUCCGUAUACGAUUUUUUUCCCACCUGGAUGAAAAGGUCGCUUUUAGUACCAGGGACUAAAACUUUUCGUGGAGUCGACCUUGAUCACUAGUUAGUGUCGCUGGGCAUCCAAAUCUUGAGAUCCAGUGAUUGUAGAUGAUAUCUGCAAUUGUCUCGGCUGUAAAAUUGUCGCUAGGGAUUGCCUCAGGCCAACCAGUAUGUCUGUCGAUCAUUGUUAUCAGAUAACGAUGUCUUUGAGCAGAGGUAGGUAGAGGUCCAACAAUAUCUAUGUGUAUAUGCUGAAAGCGAUCGGUUACGUCAAACAUUGAAUUUUGCUGACUGUGUGGUAUUUUACUUUUCUGACAAUUUAUAUAAGUUUUACUCCACUUCCCGAUGUCGGUAUUCAUUGAAGGCCAAAAGAAUUUUUGAGAUAUUAAUUUACGUGAUGUUCGUAUUCCUGGGUGAGUAAUAUUAUGUACACUAUUAAAAAUUUGUUUGCGGAAUUCUGUAGGUAUGUAAGGACGUACAUGACGUGUUAAUGUUUCGCAAUAUAAUUCUAGGUUCGUGUUAGGUACAUUUAUUUUUUUGAAGGUUAUGUUCGGUUGUUGAAUGAGUUGUGUUAUGCUGCUGUCUCGCUCUUGUGCGUACGCUAUCUCGCUGUAAUCGAUCGUAGGUGAUACUGUUAUUGUUUCUAUGCGGCUUAAUGCGUCGGCAAUUAUAUUAUUUUUUCCACUGAUGUGUCGAAUAUCGGUUGUGAAUGAAUAAUAAUUGGCGCGUUCGGCGUGGCGUUUCGUUUGCAGUAUGUGUUUUAUUCAUAGCGAAUGUGAGGGGUUGUGGUCUGUGAAUAUAAUUAAUUCACGUCCUUCAAACAUCUUACGGAAAUGUUUCACUGACUUAUAGACGGCUGAGAGUUCUCUGUCAUACGCUGAGUAUUUCUUCUCCGCCUCUGAGAAUUUCUUUGAGAAGUAACCGAGUGGUUGCCAUUUAUUUUCGAUGUAUUGUUGUAGGACGGCACCUACUGCAUUGUCAGACGCAUCACAGAAUAUUGCGAUAAGGGUGUCAUGUGAUGGGUGAGCGAGUAAGGUAGCUUUAGAUAUGCUAUUCUUGCACUCUUCACAUGCUUGCGAUGCUUCGUCGGUCCAUUUAAUUAUUGUUUUAUCACGUUUCUUGACAUGGUGUAGGUAAGCGUUUAGCGGAGCUUGUAUUGAUGCAGCGUUCGGUAUGUGGUCACGAUAGAAAUUUAACAUGCCUAGAAAUCGUCUUAAACCUUCUAUAGUUUUCGGUUUUGAAUAUUCGGUAAUGGCUUUAAUCUUCUCUUCUGGUGGCUGUAUACCGUUUUUUGAUACGAUGUAUCCAAGAAAUUUGACUUCCGUUUGGCCUUAGUUACACUUCGCGGGGUUGAUAGUGAUACCGUUUUCUUCCAAUCUUCUAAGAACUGUUCUUAGGUGAUCGCGAUGCUCAGUCUCGUUUGCUAAGGCUAUGAGCAAAUCGUCGAUGAAUGGGAAAACGUAGUCUAAUCCACGGAGCACUUCGUGAAUAAAUCGCUGAAAUGUUUGUCCCGCAUUCUUCAGACCAGGACACAUGCGAGGAAAUUCGAAUAAACCCAUUGGUAUGAUGAUAGCUGUCUUCUCUAUGUCCUGUUCCCUGGUCUUCAAUUGUUGGUAAGCGCGGUUGAGGUCGAUUGUGGAGAAUAUUGUUUUGCCAGACAGAUGAUGGGUGAAGUACUUGACUCUCGGCACUGGAUAACGAUCGGGUUUGGUUAUGCUGUUCAAUCGUCUAUAAUCACCGCAUACCCGUAUAUCGCCAUUCUUCUUAGGUACUAUAUGGAGUGGUGAAGACCAUGGACUUUUACUCGGUCUGCAGAGUCCUUGUUGCAUCAUGUUUUCACAUUCUUUCUUCACUAUUUCAUAACGAUGAGGUGUAACGGGACGAACACGGCAAUGUAAUGGAGGUCCUUGUGUUUCAAUAUAAUGUUCCACGUUAAUUUAAGGCGAUAAUUGCAUCGAUGUUAAUCUCGUGGUACCGGGGAAUUCGGCGAGUAUCGCGUGGUACGGGGCCUGUAUAUCGAUACUUCGUACCGUGGGUAAAGUCGUUGACAUUAUUGGCCCGUUUUUAAGAUUUGUGGCGGCAAUUAAUCUUCGAUUUUUUAAAUCUACGAUAGUUUGAUGGCGGUUGAGAAAAUCGGCACCUAAUAUUGGUUUCGUGACGUCAGCUACAAUAAACUUCCACUUGUAUGGUCGACGGAGGUUGAGAUCGAGUUGUAAUGUUUUUUCACCAUAAGUAGAAAUUGUUGUGUUGUUUGCAGCGUACAAUUUAAAUGGUAGAGGCGUUGCUUUCAGGCCUAGUUUUCUUGGUAGGACGGAUAUAUUAGCACCGGUAUCUACUAAGAAUGAUAUCUUUGUUUUCUUGUCUGUGACAAAAAGGCGGUAUGAUGUGUGAAGGACGCUGGGUUCCGCCGCAGCUAACGUCCGUUCUAGUUUCCCGGUGGCUCUUUCUUGAAGUUGCAGGGCGUAGUACAACGUCGUGCUUCACUACCAAAUCGGCGAUGGUAAUAGCAGUAAAGUGUUGGUGAGCUAUUGAGUGUGCGGGAAAGGUGUUGUGACGAGCUUCUAUUGCGACAUGACGAGCGAAAUCGGUGGCGAUGAUAGUGUUGAGAUGGCCUUGACUUGAGUUCGGCGACUUCUAGUGAUAGUUUUCGUAUCUCGUUAAUAAAGAAUUGUGUGUGAUCUACCUGAUUUGACGUCGAUGUUUCUGGACCUGAUGCUGGUGGCUGGCUGGAGACGGCUGCUACCUCCAUGAUUUGCUCCAUCAUCGUGUCAGCAAGCAACGCUAGUUCCUCCAGCGUGGACUUCGCGCUGAAUGACUCGCUGACGGCGAGCACGGAGCGGACGUGGGCUGGCAGCAGUUUACUCCACAUCAUGCGGAGGGUGGAGUCGGUAACCUUGUCCCUCGCAAGGUUACGCAUGCGUCGCAGUAGCUGUGAAGGCUUCUGGUCUACAAGCUCCAUCUCGGCGAGUAGCUUCUGGAACUUGCGGCUGUCGGAUUCUUCAUACACCGAUAUUCUCAUACGGUUCCUUGAUUGCUGAAUAUUGUUUGUCUCUCGGUAUGUUAAAUAGGAUGUCGGAGAUUUGUUCGAUGUCAGCCUUUUCUAAUUGGGCGAGCACCAUCUGUGUCAGCUGGACUUGACUCCUCUUGAGGUCAUCGGUGGCGGCUUCAAAGCUGUGAUACCAAAAUCGCGGAUUUUCACGCCAUAAUGGUGGUAUGCGCAUCGACAGUGAAAUGCUGGAGAUUUCUGUCGCGGUGAGUGGCUGAGCCUGGUUUGUGUCUUCCAUUUCUUCGUCGGCUAGAUAUUCCUCGAGCAGAGAUUCGAUGAACAGAAAUUCGUCGUUUCGGAGAGCUGGUGAAGCUGUUCUUCGAUGUGUAGCCGGGCAGAGGUUCGGUGUUCUUCUGUUCAGGCUUCCUGGCUUCCUUCCGUCGGCGUUCUUGUUCGGGCUUCCUGGCUUCCUUCCGUCGGUGUUCUUGUUCGGGUUCCUUCUUAACUUUUUCCACGUGUGCGUAGUGUAAGCCCAGUUUAUGGAAGUGUUCAUUGUCCUUUUCGUUUCCACCAGAUGCUAAUAAUCUUUGUUCAUAGAUGUCUGAUAGAGGUUAUGUCUCCGAUUAUAAGGCUACACUUAUUGCAGUUAAUAUGCACGAUUAAUAUUUCUACGAUCUAUAAUGCUACGAAGGUAUUACGUUACAAGUUAGAUAUUAGACAUUUGUAUUAAUUGAUAUUAUUGGUUGUAGGUACAGCUACAAACUUGAGCGUUAGUUAAAAAACAUUAUAUUUUGUAAAAAUGUUAUGGCACAAAAUUUGUGAGCCCUCCCCGUCCCUUUAUUAGCAAUGUCACACUUAAUCUACCCCUCCCUCCGUGUGACGUAAAUUAUCGAUGGUGCCCAAUUGCCCCAUUGUCUGUGAGUGUAAUAUUCACUGUUGUAACUCACAGCAGCUAUUUUGAAAUCCCCAAAAUUAUUGUAAGGAGUUAGAUUGCUGGUUGUUUGAAUGAGAGUAACUUUAAUAUCCCAAUUAUUUAGGAGAUAUCAUAGAUCGAGCUGGUAACAAUAUGUACUCGGUUUUUGUUUUUUAAAAUAUUAUUUAUUUUAUUAUUAAAAUGUCGCCCAUUUGAGUAUAAUAUUAUAUUAAGUUAAUAAAUUAUAAAGAAUUAAUUUUACUUUGAGGCUUGUUGUAAAAGAAAGAGCCAGAUAGUUACCAUUGGGUUUUGAAAUAGCUGGACCCUGGGGUUUAUGUGACUGACAAGCGACAUUGAAGCUUGUGGUCUUCUUUCCGAAGGUUGAGAAACAUUUAAAUCGUAAUAUAAUUUAUAGUCCAGUCAAUAUAGACAUUAUACUUAGCCAAAAGACAUAUAUAGGGUGUAUUUAAGUGCAUAAUAUGUAGAUGUGAAAUUUCCAACUAUUGAAACCGCGAUAUCUCACAAAUGGUCAGUCGUAAAAGACCUUAAUUUUGUACCUCAGUAAAAAAAUUGCGGAAGUAGGAUCAAAGGGGAUUUUUGACAUUUCAUUUAUAAUGGCGUGUUUAAUGUCUCAACCAAUUUUUAUGAGUAUGUUUAUGACUUUUUUAUUUCUAUUUUGACUGGAUUAUAAUAUUAGAUUCACAGUAGCUUCCAGAUCCAAAACAAAAUAAUAAUGGUUUAAAUUAUUCAAUGUACUCAUUUUAAAUUGAUCACAUAGAAUGUAAUUACGUUACAUUAUAAUAUUGUAUUUUUUACGUAACAUAUUAUGUUUGAAUGUCAGUUCCAAACGCAAAAAUGUCAUUGUCAAACUGACAUUUUAAUACUUGAAAUUUUAUGUUUCUACUAUUCAACUAUAGUUUUAAUUAUAUAAUGUUUUUAUGGAAUAAUUAAUAACAGGUUCUCUGUAGAACCCGUUUAUUGUGUUAAAUAAUUUUCUUUAACUUUUGAAGUGAAACUUCUUUAGGUGCAUGAGGGUAUUUUACGAAUGCAACGCAAUAGAACGUCACGAAAAUGAGAGACGUUUUUGUUCAAGGGAGAGAGCGAUUGACACCGAUUGAGGUACAGUAUUUCUUACUCUCGGGCUUCCCUACUAUAGCCUUGUAUCGUGCAGGUUUAGCGCGCGGCCGCUAGUAAGUAGAACAUCUAAUAAUUGCUAAUAUUGACAAAAAACUUUUGGUUUAGAGAACAGAUUAGGAUAAUUGAUGUAAACGAGAUUUAAAAAUUAGUUUUCCAAAGAAGUUUCACUUUUGAGCUGAAGCUAUUUUUUUUAAUAAACAACAUCAUCAGUAUUGUUAAAGAAAUUAUAUUUUUAAUCGUUUAGUUAUUUUUUAUUUUUUUAAAUAAUUAAUCAUUGUAACAGUUGCAUUUGGAAAGAGCAGGAGGUCUGAUCAUGUAGAAUAUUUUGUUUACAUUUAAGUGUUUUUGUUUUUAUUUUGUAACAUAUAAGUUAUGUGCCUUAACAAAAUGGCAAUACUGAAAUCGCAAAAAUAUAAUAUGGACCAGAUUUUUCUUUAAAAAUAAAUUGACUUUAUAAAAAUCUGACAAGUAAAGAUCACUUGCUCGCUCGGGUUCUGUACCAAAAUAGAUUUAAACGCAUUAUAUUGAGUGGCCACACUUACCGACGUAGAAUGAGCCUAGUGAUGAUACCAGUGAUGUGCUUUCGAUGUAUAUUGGGUGUUUAAGGCCAUAUUUAUUACAUCAUCGCAUGCGGUUGGUAAAGCACAAAUAGGAUUUUAGCCAUAAAUCUGGGGGUCCUGUUUAAUUUAUGUUUUUGUUUUAUUUCACAAAUGGGUAACAUGGCCAUUUUAGGGAUUUACCAUUUUGAAUUAACUUCCUCUUUUGCUAUUCGUAAAAUGUUCCCAUCUCCGACAUUGCAUGCAGCUUUUGUAUUUAUUUUUAUGAUUUACCAAUGUAACAUCCCAAGUAACCGGUCCUUCGGUAGUUGUAUAAAAAACUAUUUUUUAUUCAAGCCACUCCAGCACAAAUACACCAAAAUAGAAUUAUCGCUAACUACGAAUGAUAAGUCUUCAUUCAGUGAACGCUAACAUGCGUCAGUUUCCCUCCCCACAGGCGAAAGCGGGUGAUGUUAUUCAUUUGUCGUGGUAAACAUGUUAAGUUGAUUUAUUUAACAUAACUGUUAAGCCACGCCCCUAAUCGCUUUAUAGAACAUGUUAAUGUGAUUACAAACACAAAAACACGGCACAGCCAGCCGACCCAGCGUAUGAAUGUAGGUAUAGGAUGCGUUCGUCUUGUCUGCACUGUAAUCUUAUUGCUUCGAACGUUUUUUUUCCACUGUUUUUCACUCUUGGUAGUGUGGGCGUGGCCUGUCCUAAAUACGUUGAGACAAUGUUAUGACCGGCUUGGGUUCCUCAUCGGCAAGUGUGGUCACUCCCUUGUGAGCGAAUAAUAUUGAUAACACCCUUAUAUGCCAUAUAUUUUACGACACCCUCUAUAUGUAUUAAAGUUCUCCCAAAAUAAUUUUAAUUUAGAAGGCACUAAAGGAAAUUUCUUAUACAAUGUAUCAGUUAUUUGUAAAUAAUAUUUUGUAAUCUACAUCACAGAUCCUGUUGGUAUUAUGAAACGUCAGGAAAGAAUUUUGUUUUAGUGCUGGGUCCAAAAAAUUGUGAGAAAUAUAUUAAACUGUUGUAGAUA
Messenger RNA from Leptidea sinapis, 8167 nucleotides. It is a transcript of the gene Usf, whose product is annotated as upstream stimulatory factor 2. The coding region runs from base 65 to 820 and encodes 251 amino acids. The record is from RefSeq and is a predicted model, not a curated record. NCBI's taxonomy places the organism in Eukaryota, Metazoa, Arthropoda, Insecta, Lepidoptera, Pieridae. The transcript is spliced from 7 exons. Gene Ontology annotation, biological process: regulation of transcription by RNA polymerase II. Gene Ontology annotation, molecular function: DNA-binding transcription factor activity, RNA polymerase II-specific; RNA polymerase II cis-regulatory region sequence-specific DNA binding; protein dimerization activity.